AUGGACCACCAUCACGCCUUUGCAUCACAUUCAUACAACUCAGUUUUCAUAAGCAAAAAGGCAAUGGAAGAGUCACGAUCCUACAGAAAGGAGAGGAAGCAGACAAAGAAGAAAACGGGUCGUGGGUCAGGAUCCAGGUCGAUCCAUAUAAAGAUGAGGAAGCUUCGAGUGCUUAUACCGGGUGGACGAAGAUUGAACCAACCGGAUCUGCUUCUAUCAAAGACUGCUGAUUAUAUUAUGCAUUUGGAGUUGAGGAUUAGGUUUCUCAAAGCCAUCUCCGAUAUCUACUCACUCUCCUAA
Arabidopsis thaliana (thale cress) is the source of this 300-nucleotide messenger RNA. Its product is annotated as transcription factor. NCBI's taxonomy places the organism in Eukaryota, Viridiplantae, Streptophyta, Magnoliopsida, Brassicales, Brassicaceae. The record is from RefSeq and is marked reviewed. Gene Ontology annotation, biological process: regulation of DNA-templated transcription. The transcript has a single exon. Gene Ontology annotation, cellular component: nucleus. Bases 1 to 300 code for a protein of 99 amino acids.